AUUGUGAAUUUUUCCCACAUUUUGAGAUUCAUACGAGCACAUGUGAGGCAUCAGAAAAAUGUAUAUCAAACGUAGUGCUCUAACGUGGUGUGUAUCACGUGAUGAUGUGUCGAGUGGCUGUAGUAUCCCUAAAAUAAAACUUCCUAAAUGUGUGCGUAUUAUUGGGUCAGCAGAAACCAGUAUUUUUGGACAGCUGUCAUUAUCGUAGUAGACAAAGACGCUGAAGAGGACGACGCAAGGAAAUCGAGACAAUAAUCAUAAACAGAAGAGAUGAGAAGCGACGUCGGGACGAUAUUCACCAUCAACGUGAGCAGCACGACAAGGAGAUGGCUAUUGUCGCUACUGGUGCUUUGUGCUACGUGGCUCUUAGAUGCAGUGGAGGCUCUGAUGAUGACGAACCUGAAGAUACCCACGCACGUAGUGCAAAACCAAACUGUGCGGAUGGAGUGCGAAUUCGACUUGGACGGGGAGCCCCUGUACUCGGUCAAGUGGUACAAGGACGGCAACGAGUUUUAUCGCUACGUGCCAAACGAGCGACCCGACGUCCACGUCUUUUCCCUUCCUGGCGUUAACGUUGACAAGCACAGCUCCUCGGAACGAUCGGUCGCCAUCCACCGAGUAAACCUCGACAGCAGUGGCCGGUACAGGUGUGAGGUAUCCGGCGAAGCGCCUGCCUUCGACACUAUUUCGGACCACAGCGAUUUGGUCGUAGUCGUGCUGCCGAAGGACGGGCCGAUAAUCAGCGGAGGCAAGUCGAAGUACCAGCUAGGCGACCUGGUGCGCAUGAACUGCACGUCAGCCCCGUCGAAGCCACACGCCACCCUGACGUGGUAUAUCAACAACAUCGAGGUCACGGAUAACAAGACGAUUGGUCCCCGCAGCCACCGAAUGGACAAGAAUGGCCUGGAAAUCGAAAAACUUGGUCUAAAGUUCGAGGUAAAGCCAAGCCACUUCCUGCACGGUGACAUCCACUUCAAGUGCAUCGCCACCAUACCACUGGUGUACAAGCGCGUCGAGGAGCAUCGGGUCAUCGGCGACAGUAGCUUCUUCAAACAGCCACUGGAGAGCCGGGAGACACGAGCUCAGAGCCACGUGAGGAACGACAACAACGCAGAAUCCCAAGCGUGCAUCUCAGCUGCAACGACCUUUAUUUGUACUCUGUCGAUACUCGUUGUCAGUAUUUCCGCACGAUAAUGUGAAAAAAGACGAAAAGACGAAAAGGAAAGAAGAAUGUUUAGCCAAAAGAUGACGAGAAGGGCAGCGCUCCUGUUGCUGCCAUUUUAUACGUGUUAUAUAUGCCUGCAUUCUGUGACAUGAUAAGACUCUGUGUACUAGUGGUAUUGGGCGUACUGAGAACGUCAGUUGUACAAAAAGAAUCACGAAGAAAAAUGAAAAAAAGACUUUCUUUAUAGAAAAAUUGCUGUAUACUUGAAUAGCGUCAAAAGAUUGCAUUAGAUUCACUGUGAAAGCUACUGUAAAUCUUAACUCAUUGCACGCUUAUGCAUGUAUAUACGUAUAUCCUGGAGACAUCAUGUACAAAUCAUGUAUAUAUAUUAUGCUGUACAAAAUAUAAGUGGUUUACAACUCGUA
Messenger RNA from Copidosoma floridanum, 1590 nucleotides. RefSeq lists its product as uncharacterized. The record is from RefSeq and is a predicted model, not a curated record. Lineage: Eukaryota; Metazoa; Arthropoda; Insecta; Hymenoptera; Encyrtidae.